Messenger RNA from Homarus americanus (American lobster), 2360 nucleotides. RefSeq lists its product as uncharacterized. The record is from RefSeq and is a predicted model, not a curated record. The transcript has 7 exons. Lineage: Eukaryota; Metazoa; Arthropoda; Malacostraca; Decapoda; Nephropidae. Bases 1453 to 2319 code for a protein of 288 amino acids.
UUUGUUUUUAUCAAGUUCACAAGUCUUGUUGCAUUGCUAGUCUUGUGUGGUGAAGAACAUGAAGCUUCAAUGUCGUAAAUGUGACCUUGUUGUUUGAUAACAGUGAUAAUGUACAUGAAGGUUUGGUGAAGACACUACGAUCACGUCAGCCAGGAACCAAACAACGCACGAUGGCUUCCAUAAAACACAUUGACAACACCGAGACACUUAAUGGUGUAGCCGUAAAUGUCUUCCCUUUCUGUAAUUUAAUUGUUUACCUCGUUAGUGAAGACGACAGCUUCAAAAGUGGACAACAGGGAAAAACGAUGUUUUUUUUUUCUACGUGUGCACGGUAGAGACUGUCGUGAAUAAGUAACAUCCGACAUAAUUACCAGUUAAUGAAGUGGUUGAAUACGACCGUCACGAGACUGAGGGAGAGUGUGUAGUGUCCCAGCUGACACGUGAGGCUCCCUCAGGGCUCUUGAGCGACACUGCUGAAAGUAUCCAAGUUGUCGAACCUGCUCACUGUUGACUCCUGCCCAACCUUACUUGUUUUGUAUUGCCACUUUUAUGAUUUUAUUCACUGCUUGACAAGUGGACUGGCAGUGACUCCGCUUAAUAUGCGGACUCUUAUAUUGUCACUGUGUUUGUGAACUCACUGCUCGACGAGUCACGUAGAAAGGCUCAUUCAUUUUAGUUGUGAAAUACUACACUGCAGAAACACAAAGCCUGGCAGCCUGAUGAACAGAACCAAAGUCUUAUAAAGUGUAAACAAGAGGCAGGGCGUCACGAUGACCACCACCCUGUGUGUUGACGUGUGCCCAGCUUCCCUAAUGAAGGGUUUGUUGAUGCCUGGUGGAGGACUACAGAGGACCAGCAAUAUACCAGCUGUCGGUGACCAGAGACCAGCUGAGAUAAGUCGGGCUCUAGAUCAGUCAGCUGGUUGCGGCACCUGCCAUCAUCGCCUGCAGGUUUUAAUCCGAGUGACGACAGUUGCCAGGAGAGAUGUACAAUAACUGUAGAUAAAACACAACAACAACAACAACAAUACUCUCAAAAACUGUGCAGUUAUAAACAAAACAUAAUAAACGUGACAUAGUUUAAGAAAAUAAGUAAAAAAGGUGUCAAUGAAAAUAAUAGUAACAAUUUCAUACCAAAUAAUAAAAUGACAAAAAUCACAUGAAAAUCAGUGACAUAAACUUCAUAAAAAUAAUAAAGUGAGAGAAAUUUUCCAUAUAUAAUAAAAACCUGAAAUGCAAAGGUAGAAUAUUAGAGAGAGGGAAGAAGAAGAAAAAAGGGUGAAAUCUUUAAAAUCAAAAAGUUGUAAAAUGGUUGUGAGGAGCAAAGUGGGUGUAGUGUCCUGAGCUGAAGACUUGAGCGAGGAGGAGGCGGGUGGCGGUGGGUGGUGAAUGGACAUCAUCAUCCCCCAGUAAAGAGGAUCCCCCGGCCAGUGAGGCGGCAACAUAACACAGGAUGCUCACCCUCGGCCAACUCACAACCAAGUUCUUCGUUCUCAUCGUCUUGCUGGCUGUCUCCUUGCCUGGUACAGCCAGCAUCCGUAUCUUGAACAUGCAGGUGCCACCAAAGGUCCAGGCGGGGAAGACGGUCCAGCUCGGGUGUGAAUUCGACCUGGAGGGGAACAGCCUGUACUCCCUCAACUGGUGGCGCGGCUCCGACCAGUUCUACCAGUUCAGCCCUUCAAGCCCUGACCAGAUCAUCGUGUACAAGUCUCCGGGCAUCACCGUCGACGUGAAGCAGUCCGGGAAGAACGUGGUGGUGCUGAGGAACAUCUCUCACGACUCCGCCGGCAGGUACAAGUGUGAGGUACUGGCUGACUACCCCUCCUUCGAGAAGGUCUCAGAGACAGCCAAGAUGGAGGUCAUAGACGUGCCCACUCGCCCACCCAAUUUGGCCCUCAGUCGCCUGCAGUGGUCGCCUGGGGAGGUCCUGGAGGCUAACUGUACCUCUCCCGGGGUCAGACCUCCUUCCAACCUCUACUGGUACAUCAAUGGCGAUAAGAUCUCACCCCAACACUCCCGGCUGGUGUCUCCUGGGGUGCGGACGAGGAUGGAGACGGGGAUGAACAGUCUCUCCCAGAUGUCGGAGCUAAAACUGGUGUUGAGGGAGAACCACUUUAUCCACGGGGGUCAGGCCACCCUCUCCUGUGCUGCCUCUCUCCAGGACGCCUACCACAAGCCAACUGAGGUGUAUCUGGCCCUUCCCGGGUUCAAGACAGCUGCUCCUUCACAAAAGCUGUAUGGGUCGGCCCGUCGCCUGGGAAGUGGAAUAACACCUCUUGUAGUGGCAACUCUCCUCUCCCUGACGGUGCUGGUGUUGUAGGAGCCCACGGAGGAGGAGGAGAGAAGAGGAGGAGGAGGAGG